Lotus japonicus is the source of this 1928-nucleotide messenger RNA. RefSeq lists its product as uncharacterized. Lineage: Eukaryota; Viridiplantae; Streptophyta; Magnoliopsida; Fabales; Fabaceae. The record is from RefSeq and is a predicted model, not a curated record. The transcript has a single exon. Bases 989 to 1843 code for a protein of 284 amino acids.
AGCACUGAUAUGCUGCUUUAUAAUAUGAUACUGUGUUUUUUAUUAUGUGAAUAUAUAGUAAUUAGUAUUUAUAACACCCUAUAUUUUAAGAAGCUCCAAAGAACAUCUCGACCAGCAUCUUCUCUUGCUGGUUUUUUUCCAAAUGUGACAUUUACUAUAAUUAGAAACAGCUCAAUUUGUUUUUAUUUUUAUUUUUAUGAAGUUAUGAGACAUUAACCUAUUAAUGGAUAGAAACAAAAAAAAGAAGAAACUUUUGUUGUCAACACCUCAUUGGCAACCUCAGCAUAGAUCUUAUUCCUGAUGGUGGAUCUUAGUUUUCACGUAUUUCCCAGAGUUCCAGCUAUUGCACAUCAUUUCCUCGCGUGGAGAUUCAUGAAGAACCUCUAAUCAAUAACCCCUUUGAAGUUCAUAUGAUUUUGAAUCUACAGGGGUGAAAGAUGAUGGUUCAUUGUUGUUCUAUUUGUAGGAAGCAUCAUCAGUGAGUUUACCAAUCAUAUUUCUCUUCAACAAAACAUCCAUUGGAGGCCAAGGAGAAUCAUCUUUCAAUUCUAUAAGGAAAUCAUAGACAUUUGCACGCUCAAUCCAAAGUUGUCUUGAUUAUAUAAUGUGUAUUUGGAUACCAAUUAAUUGCAGCGCGAAUGAAUUUUCAUUCCAAUAUAUAAGAAUCAUUUAUGAGUUUACCAAUCAUAUUUCUCUAUAACAAGACAACCAUUGGAGGCUAAGGAGGAUCAGCUUUCAAUCCUAUAAGAAAAUCGUAAACAUUUGCAAGCUCAAUCUAGAGUUGUCUCGGAUACCAAUUGAUUGCAACACGAAGAGAGUUUCAUUCUAAUAUAUAAGAAGGGUUUCAUUUUUUCCCCUGAAGUGUGUGCUCGCAUUUGUUUGCACGGGGGCCAGCGAAUAUUCAAAACUAGCCAUAUCCAAUGGUUUAAUCUCUUGGUGAAGCUGUGUCAUUGACCAUUCCAGAGCCCCAUCUAGGAAGAAAGGUUACAUGGAUCAGGCCACAAAUAAAGAUGCCCCUCAGAAUUCUAUCACCUUUGUCUAUCAAACUAAAGUAGCAAGUUCAUUCCGCAGUGUAGUAGUGAUAUGGUGCAAGAACCCCAUAGAGCACUCCCUUUCCAUGACCUUGGAAAACCCUUCUGAAGAAAACAAGUACACCUGCAAGAUUGAUCUAGAAUCAGGGAAAUCAUGGGGGAAGAAGGGUCUCAAAUCCUUUGAAAUAGAAGGUGCAAGGCUAGAUAUUUUCUGGGAUUUUCGACAUGCAAAAUUCUCCACAAGUCCACAACCUUGCUCAGGUUAUUAUGUUGCCUUGGUUUACAAGAAAGAGGUGCUUUUGUUACUUGGAGACUUAGUAAAUGAUGCUUAUGCAAGAACCAAAUCAAAACCAUCACCACAAGAGGCUACCUUGUUGUGCAAGAAAGAGAAUGUGCAUGGGAAGAAGCUGUUUUGCACAAGAGCCAUGUUGGAAGAGGGUAAACCAGAACAUGAUGUUGUCAUUGAGACUUCUCUUUCUGGGCCUGAUGAUCCAGAAAUGUGGAUUAGCAUAGAUGGGAUGUUGGCAAGUAGGAUCAUGAACUUGAAUUGGAAAUUCAGAGGGAAUGAAAUAGUGAUGGUGAAUAAUUUGCCUGUGCAAAUCCUUUGGGAUGUGCAUGAUUGGUUGUUCAAUGACCUUGGUUCAGGCCCAGCCUUGUUUAUUUUCAAGCCAGGCUUCUUGGAGCAUACUAGUGAUUCUAAUAGCAGAGAAUUUACAGAAAGAAGUGAUGAUAAUAACAAACAUGACUUACUAGAGGAAAAUCUAUCCACUAGAAGUUUUUUCCAUUUUCUGUAUGCUUGGAGAACUGUUUGAGAUUCAUUUUGAUAGUAUUCUUCAAAAGUGUUUCAUUUUUGGUAGUAAAAGCGAUACUUUCACACAUUUCCUUCUUUAUUAGCAU